This is a messenger RNA of Anopheles merus, 606 nucleotides long. RefSeq lists its product as uncharacterized. The transcript is spliced from 4 exons. Bases 33 to 539 code for a protein of 168 amino acids. The record is from RefSeq and is a predicted model, not a curated record. Lineage: Eukaryota; Metazoa; Arthropoda; Insecta; Diptera; Culicidae.
ACUGCUAAAGUGUCUAAAGAGUUUUUUACAAAAUGCUGCCCACCAAAGUUUACUUCUACGCUCUGUUUAUCGUUCUCACCGUGGCCCGUGGUUCUUUAGCAUGCAAAGAUGGAUUCUCCUUAAAAGUGAACAAGAUCGAGAACUGUGCCGGACCGGACGGUGUCAUCACACUGAGCGAUGAUACCGCCAUCACGCUUGGGGACGACUGUUCCCUUAGUCUGCAGGGAUGUGUUACGCUGAAGGAGUUUAACACGGCCGCUGGUAGCGUCAGUGUGUCGAAGAACGGUAGAGAGAUGUUUAAGAAACAGAUCGAUGCAUGCAAGAUGGGAUCAAAGAUUCCGUUCGUUAAAGAUUUCCUGCCCGGUGGUCUAUGUCCUCAGAGCGAUGGCCAAAUAUGUGCCGAUCCGGACAAGAAGCUCCCAAUGGAUCGUUUCAAGAAGAUGCUGGGCAUUAUGAAAGGCUCGAUCGGGAUAGAGCUUAACCUGGAUCACGAUACGGGUAAAAGCUGCAUCAAAAUGGAGGUUGAAAUUUCUAAAUGAAAAAGCGACUGAUGCAUACAAAAUGUCCAAACCGGUCCAAUAAAACUGUACUAUAAACACAAUGAAA